AUGGCUCCUAAGAGAAGACGAAGCUCAAUUGAACCAGCAGACAGUUUUUCACCUUCACUAGACAAGAUCUCUCACACCAAUCGUGCAGCUUCUGUUGCGUCCACUUCACGCAAAGCUGGUCCUUCCAAAAAGAAAAGUAAAAUAGUACCUUCCAACUCCACGCCUGCGUCGACUCCUGUUACGUCUAGAAAAGCUAGAAAACUAUCCACAACUCCCGCUGCUACCAAAGCUACAACAGAGGCCAAACAACGACCUUCACAGUCUCGUCCAUUGCAGUUACCCAAAGAACCCGUUGUCGUUGAGGACAAACCCAGUACUGAGAACCCAGAUGAAGACGUUGACGAUAGCGACAAUGAGAUCUUACCCCUUGCGCCUACACAUCCUGACCUCCUUGAACCAAAUCCAUAUCCCAACUUAUGGCAAACGCCUAUUCCUUCCAGAAAAUCGGGAAAGCCAAUGGCGCCAGAAACUAUCCAGUCAGACGAGGACGAGGAUAAGGAUAAGGAUGAGACUUCUGCUCCACCCAUAAUGCCACCUCGGUUGUCGCAAGGUUCUCUUAUCAAAUAUAUCGACACUCCUAACCCUCAACCAAUAGCUGAUCUCAGCAACAACCCUGCCGCUGCCCACUACAGACAGCAACGAGACGAUCUGUUCGCGACCCUACAAGAUGUGAUCGAUCCUUAUGUUUACGCCACAGAGCUGCGACUAGAACAGCUUUCUCGAAACUAUAUGAGCUUGCUCGGCUCUGUACCAGAAGACUUGCAAAAGCUCUCCCAAAGACCACGGGUCACUGUAGCGCCCUUGCCUGAGUUUGUUCCUUCUCAGACUCCACAUGGUGAUGAGCCUAUGGAGGAGGAAUUGAGAAGGCUCACAGAACAGCGUGAUCGCGCUGAAGGGUAUGCUGAGGAAGUGAGUAAGUCGCUCGGGACUCAGGCCAAGAUCGAGCGCUACCUUGUGCGACUGAUCAAGGACCAAUAUGAGUACAUCGAGCAAAUCGCGGAGAAAUUGAACAUGCCAGUGCCCAAAGAUAUCGCUUUACCUGAACCUACCGAGGGUGCUCCGAUCAAGAAGGGGAACCAAUCUGCUGAUAGUGGCUACGGUAGUGGAAAGAUCAAGCAAUCGCCAGAGAUGCAGGUAAUUGAGAACAAUUCUUCACGACCUGGUUCGCCGCACCAUGAUGAAAACCAGCAGGAACUGCCACUUCCACCUGACAACCCGCCACAAGAACGAGAAACAUACCUCAGCCAUGGCACUCCGGUCGAGCUUGACCAUACUUUAUAUACUUCGUCGCCCAUUUAUCAGGAUCACAACGUCGCAGAUCACUAUAGUCAUCAACGUGCCAUGAAUGAUGGCUCAGUCCAGGCCUUCAAGUACAACCCAUCCACAUACAUUACUACACCUGUCUUGCCCUUCAACAAUAUCAAGAUGGGUGAUAUCAACCCAGGUUUGUUCAGCAACGGAUCUAUCUCCUCCCAGCACGAUCAUAUCGGGAGCACAGCCAGCACUAGCAACUACGUUUCGAGUCCUGUCUCAUACAAUCAGCCUGAAAUCGGCAACACAAGAGGGUUUCUCAAUCGACCGUAUGAUGAGGUUGGUCUCGGUACCCCCCGAUCAGCAUUCUUCCCUCACCAGGCUGCGCCUUUUUUUCCUAUCCACGAAGAUGGCAACCAGAGUGGAGGCACCCAAGGAUUACUAGCCAUACACGAUAAAGAGGUUGAUGAUCAGGAGGUGUUCGCACGCGAUGGUAUGAUUGCGGCUGAGCUGGCGAUGCCAGCACAUGGGUACGGUUUCAACCACACGGGAAGUUUCUAUGCCGAUGAACAUGCUGGCAAUCAGUCUUUUCUGGGUUUUGAAUAA
Molecule: messenger RNA, 1857 nt
Organism: Lithohypha guttulata
Lineage: Eukaryota; Fungi; Ascomycota; Eurotiomycetes; Chaetothyriales; Trichomeriaceae
Exons: 4
Coding region: 1-1857 (618 amino acids)
Source: RefSeq, a predicted model, not a curated record